ACAGCGGCACACAAGGGUCCUGCCGAUCCGGCAUCCUCCUUCCCGAGCCUCCCUGGAGGACAGCAGGGAUAGCCCAGGGCCCGCAUGGGCGGCAGGUGGGUUAGAGGAACAACCCUACCGAAGCUCCAGUGCUCUGAAAUGUGAUCCUGCCGGAGGCACCUCCCUGGGCCCCACCUCGCCCUCUCCGACCUAUAUAUGUGUCCGGCCUGGGGCGGGCGCGGGGGACGCGGCUCGACAGUCCCCCGGAGUCCCUGCGGAUGGACAGGCCGAGGCACCAAGGCAUGGCGAAGAACACGAACAUGCGCUGGCGGCUCCCGCUCGUGUGCCUCCUCUGGGAGGUGGCCAUGAUCGUCCUCUUCGGGGUCUUCGUGCGCUUCGGUGCUGAAGCUGAUGCACACUGGGAGGAGGAGAAACGAGAGAUGAACCUGACCAGUGACAUAGAGAACGAUUUCUACUUCCGAUACCCCUCUUUCCAGGAUGUCCAUGUGAUGAUCUUUGUGGGCUUUGGCUUCCUCAUGACCUUCCUCAAGCGCUAUGGAUUCGGAGCUGUGGGUUUCAAUUUCCUCCUCGCUGCCUUUGGGAUCCAGUGGGCUCUCCUGAUGCAAGGCUGGUUCCACUCUUUCAAGGAUGGGAAGAUCCUCAUUGGAGUGGAGAACCUGAUCAAUGCUGAUUUCUGCGUGGGCUCUGUGUGCAUUGCCUUUGGGGCCAUCCUGGGAAAAACCAGCCCCAUACAGCUCCUUGUCAUGACUUUGUUUCAAGUCACACUCUUUUCAGUGAAUGAGUACAUCCUCCUCAACCUUCUUCAUGUAAAGGAUGCAGGUGGCUCCAUGACCAUUCACACCUUCGGAGCCUACUUUGGCCUCACGGUGACACGGAUCCUGUACAGACCCAACCUGGAGCAGAGCAAGGACAAGCAGGGCUCCGUGUACCACUCCGACCUCUUUGCCAUGAUCGGUACCCUGUACCUGUGGAUGUACUGGCCCAGUUUUAACUCAGCCAUUUCUGAUCACGGGGAUGCCCAGCACCGGUCUGCCAUUAACACCUACUGCUCACUGGCUGCCUGUGUCCUCACCACCAUGGCCUUCUCCAGCAUGCUGCAAAAGAAGGGCAAGCUUGACAUGGUCCAUAUCCAGAAUGCCACACUGGCCGGCGGCGUGGCCGUGGGCACCAGCGCCGAGAUGAUGCUGACUCCGUACGGCUCCCUCAUUGUCGGCUCCAUCUCUGGCAUCGUGUCCACGGUGGGGUAUGUCUACUUCACGCCUUUUUUGGAGUCUAGGUUGCACAUUCAGGACACAUGUGGCAUCCACAACCUCCACGCCAUGCCAGGCCUUAUUGGGGGCAUUGUGGGGGCCAUCACAGCAGCUGCAGCCACGGAGGAUGUGUAUGGAAAGGAAGGGUUCAUCAAGGCGUUUGACUUCACGGGCGUGUACCAGAGGCGGACACCCAGCAUCCAGGGAGGGUUCCAGGCAGCCGGCAUCGUGGUGUCUCUGCUGAUGGCAUUUGCUGGGGGGGGCAUCGUGGGGGGCAUCCUGAAGCUGCCCAUCUGGGGGGACGCCGCGGCCGAGAACUGCUUCGAGGAUGACAUUUACUGGGAGGUGCCGGAGGACGAGGAGAGCGACGUGUACCACAUGCACAACCCCGACAAGCCCGCCUCGCCCUGAGCCGCGCCCCGCCGCCGGCCGCCGUCCCCGCCGCAGGACCUCGCCCCGCUGCCGGGCCGAAGGAUCCUCUUCUCCCCGUGACGACAGGGCUCUGCCCUCCUCUGCCGCUUUUGGAACGAGCUGCUGUGGAUAUAAUAAAGUCGUGUUCUUCUUUC
Vidua macroura (Pin-tailed whydah) is the source of this 1816-nucleotide messenger RNA. It is a transcript of the gene RHCG, whose product is annotated as Rh family C glycoprotein. Bases 258 to 1661 code for a protein of 467 amino acids. Gene Ontology annotation, biological process: ammonium homeostasis; ammonium transmembrane transport. Gene Ontology annotation, molecular function: ammonium channel activity. Lineage: Eukaryota; Metazoa; Chordata; Aves; Passeriformes; Viduidae. Gene Ontology annotation, cellular component: apical plasma membrane; basolateral plasma membrane; plasma membrane. The transcript has 11 exons. The record is from RefSeq and is a predicted model, not a curated record.